Phytophthora sojae is the source of this 2799-nucleotide messenger RNA. RefSeq lists its product as hypothetical. Lineage: Eukaryota; Oomycota; Peronosporomycetes; Peronosporales; Peronosporaceae. The record is from RefSeq and is a predicted model, not a curated record. Gene Ontology annotation, biological process: proteolysis. Bases 1 to 2799 code for a protein of 932 amino acids. The transcript has a single exon. Gene Ontology annotation, molecular function: zinc ion binding; metalloendopeptidase activity.
AUGGUGUUCGCCCGCCUGCUGCCGGCGGUGGUGUGCGGCCUGGGGCUGGCCGGAUGCACGGCCCAGGCGGCCUUCUACGCGUGCCCCGAGGGCUGCGCAGCCAUGCUGCUGCCCCGAGACAUGGAGAUGAUCGACGACUGCCUGUGCGACGACGGCGUGGACACGACCGAGGAGGAGGCGGCGGCGGACGCCCUGGACAGCGACGAGCCCUUCGCUUGCCGAGGCCGCUACAAGCCCAAGCGCGGUGGGGGUGCAGCACAGUCCGUCGCGGACUGCGACUGCUUCCACCCAUACGAGAAAGACCCGGCCACGCAAGAGUGCGUGCUCACGAGCUGCCCCCGCGCGGGCAACUAUGAGCCCAAGUCUGGAGUCGUUGAGGUGGACUCGCUCGCUGAUUGCACGUGUACGCCGCCCUACGUGAAGGUGGAGGCGUCGGGCGAGUGCGUGGCGGGUGACGCUGUGGCCAACAGGGCCAAUAUUCGAGGCCAGUACGUGUGUCCGCCGAACUCGACGCCGACACCGGGGGUUGUCGCUGAGUCUUUCGACGACUGCCACUGCACCUGGGGCUUUGUGCGCAACAGCUUCGACGAGUGCGAGCGUGAACGCGCGGCGUACGUGUGUCCCGUCAACUCCGUCAAGAGCCCGGAUCUCUUGAUCCAUGAACGCCCGCGCGGCUUCUUCGACUGCGUGUGUCUUUCGGAUGGCAACUAUAAACGCGAUGAGGAGGCCCACGCUUGCUGGCCCGUGACGCAGAUCAAGCAGCGCAAACCCAAGCGAAGGUCGAGUAAUCGUGGCGCUGUGGAGGCGGAAGACGAGUACCGAGAGUACGAUGUCGUCAACUUUGACACGGAAACGUUCGAGUGUCCUCCCUUCUCCCGCGCGGUGGCCACCGUGCCGCACUCGGUAGAGCAGUGCCAGUGUCUUCCUGGCUACGCAUGGAAGCUGCCCGAGAUGAUCUGCGUGCGCGCCUCGGCGUACAAGUGCCCAGAACAUGCCUACAAACGGACACAGACCAAGGGAACCGAGGUGGAGGCAAGCUUUGCAGACUGCGCCUGCGCGCGUGGAUACUUCCUCGAUGCUGUCUCUCAGCGGUGUGUUCCCUGGAUGCUGGCCAACUCGAACACGUGCCCUCCUUUCGCUGUGCUCACGCAGUGGCCUCUGCAGAGCAGCGCGAACUGCAAGUGCAUCUACGGACUCAACGAGACCUACGAAGAAGAGGACGAAGCACGGCGAAAGGCUGAAGCUCAGGAAAUUGCCAAUGGUGGCACAGUGAAGGACACGCCGCCCAUGCGCCGCCGCAAGAAGAAAGAGUGCAACACGAGGCCAGCCGAUAGCACGAGUGCAGACUUCUCGCAGUGCCCCCACGACUCCAUCGCCACGACUUGGCCUAUUGUAACACCGGGUGACUGCGCGUGCCUCGAAGGUUUUGAGAUGACUCCGUUGAGUGAACAGGAGGUCGCCCGUGGCGUUGGAGAUGGAUUCCACUGCGUGGCCUCAACCGAGAAGGCUGUGCUCGCGGAUGAGGCGGCCGCAGCGUGCCACGCGCCCGGAGUUAUCCACCCGCUGAGCGGUGAGUGUCGUCUUCCAGUUGAGGAGAUUCCUGCCAAGAAAACCUCUGGCAAGAAGAAGACUGCAACGGAGACGAAGCCUGAAGGCAUUCUCUUCAAGGGCAUUGAGUACGACUACGAGCUCGUGGACGACACGAUCAUGAUAAUUCAGGGCGACAUCGCUAUCGGUGAACGCCUCGUUUGGGAGGACAAAGACCCUAAUGACGAGGACGACAGCACGACUCGAAUCGAGCACGUCCUGCACGGAUACUACAACGAAGGGCGGGACCAUCGGUGGCCACGCGACGAAUUGUGCUUCCAAGUGGACAAGAGCGCGCGUCCGUUCCUGCGUACGCUGCUGUCUGCAACCGAGCACAUCAACCACGCCACGGGCUUCAAGUUCCGCCGCUGCGCUGGCGACAACUGCCGCACGGACAUGGGCUGCAGAAGCCACGAUUUUGUCGUCAUACAAGGCGUCGACGCGUCCUGCUACUCGUUCGUAGGUCGCAUCGGCGGACCGCAGCGACUUGGCGUCUCCGCAGACUGCGGACUUGGCAACGUCGUUCACGUGCUGCUGCAUGCCGUCGGACUGCGCCACGCUGUGGACCGACCAGACCGUGACGAGCACGUCCGCAUCGCGUGGGAGUGCGUGCCCGAAUCCAAGCGAAGCUACUUCGUAGUGGAAGACAUGGGCUUGACUUCGACCCCCGCGAGAGCAGCCGACCGUGUCCUCGACCCGCCUCCGUACGACCUCUUCAGCAUCAUGCACCACCCGGUCGACGCCUUCGUGCACUCGGCGCCUGACGACGACAAGCCGCAGUGGUGUCCGAGUAUCAUUCCGUUGAUCUCAGACGAUGACAAGCGGCUUGCAGUGAUGAAGGACAUGGGCCAACGCGAGCGGAUGACCACCAGCGACGUGAAAUCGGUCUGGGCGUUGUAUCCGGGCCUGAAGAAGAAGCACCACGACCGCCAGAAGUCCGGCGAGAGUGGAGAAGCUGAAGUUGAAGAGCUGCAUGACAGCUACGUGCACACGGGCGACGACACGGUAGAAACCGCGUCGGUCGGCGGGAGCGGCAGCCACCGCGGCUUCGGGCAGCGCCUGGUGAGCUUCUUGGGAGCUGUCGUGACGCUGGUCGGCUUCGGCGCAUUGCUUGCCUUCAUCACCACGGAGCUCAAGCGGCGCGCGCUGCUGAGCUCCGACUCGGACUACUUCUACGAGGCACCGCUCAUCGACAGCAAGAACGACAUUUGA